This is a messenger RNA of Arabidopsis thaliana (thale cress), 964 nucleotides long. RefSeq names its product F-box associated ubiquitination effector family protein. The transcript has a single exon. Lineage: Eukaryota; Viridiplantae; Streptophyta; Magnoliopsida; Brassicales; Brassicaceae. The coding region runs from base 350 to 964 and encodes 204 amino acids. The record is from RefSeq and is marked reviewed.
AUGCUCUCAUGCUGGUUGAUCAUAGAGUAUGUCCAAUGAGCACCUUUCUCGCUAGACUUGAGAAAAACAUAUACAUAUCUAAAGAUGGGCAUGGCCUAAUAUCUCCCCAUUCUAAUCAACCAGUCGAUUUAUCUGAAGCCUUUCACUGCGAUGGCAUAUUGCUAUGCCCUUUUAAGAAGAACAUGAUGAUUGUGGUUUGGAACCCGUUUUCUGGGCAAACAAGAUGGAUACAGCUGCAAAAUAAAGACAACAUCGGAGCCUUUGCUCUCGGAUACGACAAGAAUGAAUUGUGUCGUAGCUACAAAUCUUGAGGUUUGUGUGUAUACACGAGAAGUUGGCUCCGGAAAGGAUGGAAAUGUAUGAGUUUACCUCUAAUUCAUGGAGGAAUCUUGAUGUGAUCAUUCCCGAUCAGGCCUACUUAAAAUGUGAUGGUCAUGCGUGUGCGUCUUUAAGUGGAAAUACUUAUUGGGUGUCAUGGAUUGAAAAAGGAGACAACGACGACUACUCACUACUCAGUUUUGAUUUUUCAACAGAAAGGUUUCAACGUUUGUGUGCUCACUUUCAUCAUCAACCAUGCCGUGUUGAUACUAUUGCUCUCUCGGUUGUUAGAGAAGAACAUCUUUCCUUGUUUUAUCAGAGUAGGCAGACACUAAAGGUGGAAAUAUGGGUGACCGUUGAGAUUGAGACCACAUUUGUCUCGUGGAGCAAGUUCUUAACAUUAGAUUUAGUUUCUCCUUGUUUAUCGAGAUCAAUGAGCUUCUAUAUUCUUGAUGAGGAGAAGAAAAUUGUUGUGUGUUGUGAUGAAAGCGAAAAUUUCUACUACUCCAAAUUGGUAUGGAUUGCUAGAGAAGGACAAGAAUAUAGACCAUCUCCCGAUAAGUCAGUUUUCUGUGGCAUACAAGCAGCGCAUUUUCAAUGUUACCGUUGUAUACCAAGGUUGUUUGGUUAUGUUCCAAAAGAUUAG